AUGUGCAAAUGCCAAGGGGCGGAUCCGGAGGCCUUCCAGCUGCUCUCGAUGGGUCUAUAUCCUGGAUCUUUCAUCCGCCCUCGAACUUGCUUCACGUUCCGCGUCUUGGACGAUUUCCUGCUGGCCAACAAAGUUUCUGGAAUGGCAGCUCAGAGCUACUUCGAACGGUUGCGUCGCCUAUCCAAUGCCGCCUUUCCUCAGCGAGUGCCGGAUCGCUAUUGCGAGCUUCUCCGCUGCAGCCGACAGUGGCGCAAUCUCAAAUAUCGCAAAUGGCGUGGGUAUGGGCAUACAGAAGAAGAACUUGGACCGGGAAGACUGGCACUGAGCUGCGUAGCCUGCCCUCACCCCGGCGUCAAUCUCGAAGCAGACUGGGAAAGAGACGUUGAUUCCUGGAAGCAUAUGGCGUCGUUUGUCAUGGACGGCAAUUUCAGCGCGGAGCAUUUGAAGAUGCGUCGACCAGCGGACGACAUCCCACUCGCGGAUGGGCAAGGGUUUAUGGUCACCGAUGGGCGGUAUAAGGAGCACCUCAAAGCGGCGGUGGACGUGCGCGAGAAAUCAAACUGCCACGCUCACCGAGCCGUCAAUCAGGCAAACGCCGAUCGCCACGAUAUGGAAGCUACGGGCAUUGGCGCCGUCGCCUGUGGAAGACACGGCUGUUUCAUCCCGCAUUCCGUAGUCGAUUUUCAGAAAGGCGAAAGGUGA
Molecule: messenger RNA, 702 nt
Organism: Rhodofomes roseus
Lineage: Eukaryota; Fungi; Basidiomycota; Agaricomycetes; Polyporales; Fomitopsidaceae
Exons: 4
Coding region: 1-702 (233 amino acids)
Source: RefSeq, a predicted model, not a curated record